AUGUCUGGCAGGCGCGGCUUCGCGCUUGCGCGGCACCAAUCCGCGACACCACGCAGCGACGAGGAUGUGGAAAUGGCAAACAACAGCACGGACGAGGUUGAGAGUGAUGCGGAGGGAGAAAUGGUCAUUGAUGGGCGCGAGGACUUGCAUGAAACGAUUGAUCGUCUGUCCACGCUCUUGUGCAAUAUGUCGGAAGAUGGCGAAGAGCUUGCCGCAGGCUUCCAGCGCAUUCCGAACCGACGAACCGUUCCGGAUUAUUUCGAGAUUAUAUCUGAUCCAGUGGCUUUCAGUACUGUCAGGGGUAAAAUCCAAAAAAAGCAAUACGCGAGUUUUCAGGAAUUCGUCAAAGACGUGUCACAGAUAUUCCACAAUGCUCAGGUCUACAAUCGUCCAUCGGCCCCCAUCUUCGGCGCCGCGAUCAAACUGCAAGGAAUAUUCCGGCAAGAGCUAGACAAGCUUGUCCAGUCUUCGCAAAUCAGCAAAGAGGAGGCCUCCUUACCUGAUCUCGGGGAGCUACCACCUGUGGAGGAAUCCCCAGCUCGAGAUUCCGAGGCUGUGAUUUCGGACGACGAUGACGACGACGACGACGACGAAGAGGAAGAAGAAGAAGAGGCAGAAGAGGACGACGAUGACGAUGAUGAAUAUGGCACUGGUGUUGGUGGCAGGCGUGUCAAACGCCGGCUACAACAGCCACCUUCUAAAAAUCGUGUUAAUGGUGACAUGGAUGACGACUUACACAAAGGAAGAGGUCGCCCUCCAAUGGUCCUCACACCUGUUGAGGCCCGUAUCUCGUCGAUUCUCAAGGGCCUUCGACGGUUCAAGGCCAGCAGUGGUGCCUUGCUCGUCACUCCAUUCGAGAGAUUGCCUGACAGAGCAGCGCUUCCGGACUAUUUUCAAACAAUUACGAACCCGAUUGCGCUGGACAACAUAAAGAAGAAAGCCAAACGCAAGAAGUACAGCAGUGUUGAUAAGUUCCUUGAGGAUAUGAAUUUGAUGUUUGAGAACGCAAAAUCAUACAAUGAAGAUCAAAGCGAGCUUUAUAAAGCUGCUGCCGAAUUACAAAGGGAAACGCUUGCCUUAGCCGAGCAAGAAAACGCGAAGUCAGAUGACGAGUUUCGUGAUGAGGACGGGAAACUACCAGUGGCUUACGUUGAGGCUCAUGGAAAUAUUUGGAGAGUUGGCGACUGGGUACAUAUUCGCAACCCAAAUGAUCUCGCAAAACCGACCGUAGGCCAAAUCUUUCGCAUGUGGCAAGAUCGCGAAGGAGAAAAAUGGAUCAAUGCAUGCUGGUACUAUCGACCUGAGCAAACAGUCCACCGCUUUGAGAAGCAUUUCUUUGAGCGCGAAGUUGUCAAGACAGGACAGUACCGCGACCAUCAAAUCGGUGAGGUUGUGGAUCGCUGUUUCGUUAUGUUUGUGACCCGAUUCAACAAGGGCCGUCCGCGCGGCCUUCCGGGUGAUAUGCACGUCUAUGUUUGCGAAUCUCGAUAUAAUGAGGAAAAUUUCCGGUUCAACAAGAUCAAAACGUGGGCAAGCUGUGUUCCGGACGAAGUGAGAGACCGUGACUACGAAAUGGACCUUUUCGAUACCCCUCGUCCAAUGAGAAAAGUGCCCAGUCCAAUCAAGCAUCUCUUGCGUGAGGAUGCGAAAACCUCGGAUGAGCUUCCACGUCCAACUUGGGGCAGUCCAAACGCGCCACCGAUCGUUGGCGCUGUGCACCGUCGACCCCCGGAAUUGCAUGAGACGCCGCCCCCCGAGUCUGUUCCGCUGAAUCCCACUGCUCCUUCUGAGGGCAAGUCAGAUCCGACCCGUCACGCUUCAAUGAUUUCGCAGGGCAGGGACACGCAUGGAGACCAGGUUUCAGGCAUUGCUUCGUAUGGUGGUGUACUUGGGCCGGCAUCACCCAGUCACUACCAUGUACAGACAGUGAAUACCCAGCCAAGCACGCCUCAGGCAGGGGCGCACCCCCCGCAUCAAACGCCAGUACCACUUCCGCAGAUACCAGCGCCGGCAACCUCGGCGCGCCCUAUCCAGUACACAGCGCCGCAUCAACCUGGAUUUGCCCCGGGCUAUGUAGGGGGGUUCUCUCAGUCUCCGGCUGCCAUGCGCCAUCCGCAAGUCGGAAAUACCAGUACGCCAGGGUACAAUGCAUCUCACGGCUUGCGGAAUAUGGCUACUCAAUCCCAGGCAGGUCAUAUUAACAAUGCUUAUAACCCUCCACGCCCACCAGAGGUUUACACACUGCCCGACAGCACAAACGAGGCCUUGCCAACCCAGAUACGCACCCAGCUUCAACAUGAUAACGCAGGAAGAGUGCUUUUCUUUACUGCGCCGCCCUCAGAUCGCUCUCCGCACCAACUCCCUCCUGAGAACAGCGGCCUGGGGCAUAGCUUACGAUAUUUUGCGGGCCGUGAGGAAUGGCAAAUGCAGAGAGACACAAAGCGAAAAGCACGCGAUCAAAUAUCUUCGCAGGGCGCUUCAAAGCGUGCCGGGUCAAGUCUUGACAUAACAGAUGGGCUUGUUGCUGCGGAUGCAAGAGGGGCUCUAAACCACUGGUUCAGCCAGAUCGGCCAAGACACAGAGAAAUGGAAGCAAGAGACCGGUCUUAGCCAUUGA
Cordyceps militaris CM01 is the source of this 2616-nucleotide messenger RNA. Its product is annotated as RSC complex subunit (RSC1), putative. The record is from RefSeq and is a predicted model, not a curated record. Gene Ontology annotation, cellular component: RSC-type complex. Gene Ontology annotation, biological process: chromatin remodeling. The transcript has 5 exons. Gene Ontology annotation, molecular function: protein binding; chromatin binding. Lineage: Eukaryota; Fungi; Ascomycota; Sordariomycetes; Hypocreales; Cordycipitaceae. The coding region runs from base 1 to 2616 and encodes 871 amino acids.